UGGCAUCUUUGUUUUCUUUGAAAAGAUAAGUUUUGAACGAACAUGUAUACGUACGUCACUUCAAUUCAAAGAAAGAAAAAAAUGUUUUAUUAAAAUAUUCUGUAUAUUGUACAACAUUUUUACGACAUUAUAAAGACAAUAGGUUUGUUCGCGUCGCAUGCUCCAGUGUACACCAGGGAGCACUUGGGUCACGGAUAACAUGUAUUGGAGCGCGUUGGGGCGAAUAGGAGCAUGUUGGAGUAAGCGACGCGAACAAACCUAAUAUCGCGUAAUAUUCUCUCUGCAUUUGAGAUUAUUUCCUAGCCUGCGUGUUCUCUAGUGUGCAUAGUUAUCUAUGUGUGUGCGUAGAUACGACCACGGACACUUUUACGUGAGAGGACAGUUGAUUACAGAAACUCGUUGCAGUUGGUUGCAAGUGCUCAUUGACGAUAGACGUCGUGGUGAGGACAGUUCAUUCCAUCGUUACAUAGAGAAAUCCUCUCCUCUAUUAAGUAGGCUUAUAUGCGCUUUGUUUCAUAAAUUAAGAUUGAACGUAUUGUCGGGAAUAAAGUGUUCUGUUACUGAAGAACGGUGCCCUCAUUCGGUAACCUCAUUCUGCAUACUGAUAGUUAUACCGUGUUCACGUUUCAGCGUUUACUACAGUAGUUUCACUCAAGUGUACAGUUGGACGACGGAGCGUUACAUGUAAGGUUGUAAAAUUGUGCAGAAAAAAAUUCAAGAUGUGGACGUACAACAGGCCAUGCACCAGUGAUGCACGUCUCGACAAUAAAAUUGCGGUAAUAACUGGUGCGAAUAGCGGAAUCGGUAAGGAAACCGCUAGAGAUUUUUACAGAAGAGGCGCAAGAGUGAUUUUGGCUUGUCGAAAUAUGGAAAAAGCAAGACUUGCGGUGGAAGAUAUAAAAGAUAAUCCAUUUCCGAGAGGUUACGAUUGCACAGGCAAGCUAGGCGAGCUCGCACUUUGCCAUUUGGAUCUCUGUAACUUAAAAAGCGUAAGGGAAUGCGCUAUGCAUUUGUUAACGACAGAAUCGGCCAUUCAUCUGCUAAUAAAUAAUGCCGGUGUGAUGAUGUCUCCGUAUGAGAAAACCGUAGAUGGAUUUGAGUUGCAACUACAAUCGAAUUAUCUUGGACACUUUCUUUUGACUCUGUUGUUACUACCACGAAUGCAAUCGUCCGCUCCUGGUUGUAGAAUAGUUAACGUAUCGUCGCUUAGUUAUAUCUUUGGUAACAUACAUUUUGCUGACAUGAAUCUGGAAAGAUCGUGGAAAAUGAUAACACCAUUUAAAGCAUACACACAAAGCAAACUGGCAAAUAUAUUGUUCACUAAAGAACUCGCACGCCGAUUAAAAUUGGCGGGAAUUAGCGGAAUAAACGUGUACUCUCUGCAUCCCGGUGUCAUAAGUAGUGAAUUAGGUCGACACUUCAGUAGAACGAUAAUUCCGGGUGCAUCGUUCAUCUUUCAGCAUGUUAUGCGUCCAUUCAUCAAGAAUGUAAGACAAGGAGCACAAACGACGAUACAUUGUGCUGUAGAUAAAAAAACGGCUAACGAGACCGGUCUCUAUUACAUGGAAUGCCGUGUUAGCAAUCCAUUGUCGAAGGCAAAGGACGAUCAAGCGGCCGAAAAUUUGUGGGAUCACACUUGUCGACUUCUCUCUUUGAAACAUGAUGAAAAUUUUGUUGCGUUUUUGGAAAACGUUUCGCGUCAACUUAGUACGCCAAAUAGUACGUUAUUGUAGAAAAUAAAUUUAUGAAUCAAAAGUAAGACUUGCGCACGCAAAAGUUUUUAUAACAUAAUUGUUUUACAGAAUUAAUGAGAUUGUUCUUAAAUAUCUCUUCAAAUAUUAAAGAAUAGCGUGUUUAUUAUUUUCGCGCUGAUUAUAAUCGUGCUCAGUCAUGUGUCAUUUUGUAUCAUUAUUGAUGAUCUUUUUCUUGAAAAGAUUCGUGUCGCUUUUUUAUAAGCAAAUAUCAAUCCGAUCUUUUAACAAUCGUAUUCUAUAGUAAAGUAGAAUUAGUAAAUUAGAAUAUGAUAAGCGUAUACCUAUAAAUAAAACUAUGCUAUCAUCCUUAAAUAUAACAUUUUAAUAUAAUUUCGCUCACUGCUCACAAGAUUAUACAUAACAUUAUUGGAAUUUUGUACUUUCUCCUAAAAGAGGUCGGUGACGGGUAGGAACAUCCGCUCUCAAUGUGUAAGUUGCCGACUGCAGGCAGAUCACCAGCGUACAGGCAGUGUAAUAACUAAUAAGUAAUAACUGUAAUGCAUCACAAAGACACUUUGAUACUUUGUGCACUGAUAUUUCAACAUUCGAAAUUGCUUACACGUAAGAGCGUAAUAAUAUAUAUGUAUAUAUAUAUAUAUAUAUAUAUAAAUUUUCGCUAUACAGUCUUCUCCAUUUGUUAUUUUAAAAGGGAAAAAUUUGCAUUUUGAAAAUGUUAAUGCUUAUAUAUUUAAUUGUAAUUGUAUCAUGUUAAAGGAUUGCCGAUAUUUCUGGAAUAAGAAGCAACAAUUUUGAAAUUUGAAUAAACUAACAACAAUGACAGCGUAA
Molecule: messenger RNA, 2540 nt
Organism: Ooceraea biroi (clonal raider ant)
Lineage: Eukaryota; Metazoa; Arthropoda; Insecta; Hymenoptera; Formicidae
Product: retinol dehydrogenase 11-like
Source: RefSeq, a predicted model, not a curated record